Episyrphus balteatus (marmalade hoverfly) is the source of this 997-nucleotide messenger RNA. Its product is annotated as heat shock protein 27-like. Gene Ontology annotation, molecular function: protein folding chaperone. The transcript has a single exon. NCBI's taxonomy places the organism in Eukaryota, Metazoa, Arthropoda, Insecta, Diptera, Syrphidae. The coding region runs from base 179 to 823 and encodes 214 amino acids. The record is from RefSeq and is a predicted model, not a curated record. Gene Ontology annotation, biological process: protein refolding; response to heat.
UUAUCUACAUAAGAAAGUCUGCAAUCGAGUGUAUCGGGUGUUACAUAUUUCGUCGGUUAACACAAAAUUUAAAUAAAAUCAUAAUUUAAUAAAACUACACCCUAUUUAUAUCUAAUUUAUAAUAACAAAUCAAUUAAACUUCCACUCGCCAAUUAAUUUAAUUUAACAAAAAAAAAAAAUGUCUCUCAUACCAUUCCUUCUCGACUUGGCUGAUGAAAUUAGCGAAUUCCAUCGCGGAGUUGACGAUGACUUCGGAUUCGGUAUCUAUUCGAAUGAUUUUCAUCGCCCUUCAAAGACAGUGUCGCAACUUUGGUUACCUAAGCACCGUCAGCAUCCCUAUGCAAAUAUCCGCAAUAAAAUGCUCAAAAAUCAGGAAGACAAAGAGACCACCAACGAGGACAAGGAAUUUUCACCGGUUGGUAAAAAUGGCUUCCAGGUCAGCAUGAAUGUUAAGCAAUUCAAGCCAAACGAACUGACUGUCAAGACAAUCGAUAAUUGCAUCGUUGUCGAGGGCAAGCACGAGGAAAAAGAGGAUGGUCAUGGUCUGAUUGCUCGACACUUUGUUCGCAAGUAUACUUUACCAAAGGGCUAUGACCCAAAAGAGGUGGCAUCCACCCUAUCAUCAGAUGGCAUCCUUACCGUCAAAGCACCACCACCACUUAAAUCGGGCGAAGGCAGCGAAAGAAUUGUGCAAAUUCAGCAGACGGGUCCAGCCCAUUUGUCUGUUAAAGAGAAUUGCAAAGAUGCCGUCUCCUCGGAAGCCGUAAAGCCACCGCAAUGCGAGAAUGGUGAUAAAACGACCACAGAAGAGAUUUCAAAUUAAAUUCCAUUUAUUAUACGCAUCGGCGUAUGCGCCAAAAUUCCUAUACUUUUCAAUAAUGAAAAAAGACUAAUUAUUAUAAAGACGAUUUUUUUUUAUUUUAAAAUAAAUGUAAAAGCGAAUGAAGAUGAAUAAUUAAAAAAAAAAGAAAAUAAUAAUAAAGCACUUCCAUUCCAA